This is a messenger RNA of Anoplopoma fimbria (sablefish), 2997 nucleotides long. RefSeq names its product SH3 and cysteine rich domain (gene stac). Lineage: Eukaryota; Metazoa; Chordata; Actinopteri; Perciformes; Anoplopomatidae. Gene Ontology annotation, biological process: positive regulation of voltage-gated calcium channel activity; positive regulation of protein localization to plasma membrane; skeletal muscle contraction. The coding region runs from base 214 to 1554 and encodes 446 amino acids. The transcript is spliced from 12 exons. Gene Ontology annotation, molecular function: transmembrane transporter binding. Gene Ontology annotation, cellular component: extrinsic component of cytoplasmic side of plasma membrane. The record is from RefSeq and is a predicted model, not a curated record.
CUUCCAGGCUGCACUGGACUGGCUUUCAACUUUCGAUUUUGAAAGCAUUUAUUCCACAGCCUCCUCAAAGCCUUGUUCUUCUCGGAUCUCUCCCCCUCCCCUCCUCUUAUCCUCAGGUCACUGUGACUACAGAGGAAUGGAAAAGAUGUGAAGACCUUGGGGAGAAAACAAACUCUACAGAGCAACAUUUUUUUUGUUUUUUUUAAAGAGAGGAUGAUCCCACCGGCCAACAUGAUUCAGGACGAAAGUGGGGGCAAAGAGGACGAACGGGACCAGAAUGAAACACCCAAAUCCCCGUCGGUGAACGCCAGCCAGCAGGAAACCAAGAAUACUGUGAGGCCUGAACAUCAGAAGCGCAAGCUGCAGAGACUCAAGCGCUCCUUGUCCUUCAAGACCAAGAGCAUGCGCAGCAAGAGCGCAGACAACUUCUUCCGAACGAGCAGCGACAACAAGACGGAGCUGCUCUCAGACGUGAGCAGCAGCACGGGCCAUCUCUGCAACAUCGGGAUGGCCCCGCCGCACUCCACCAACCACCCUAUCCCUCCGGUGCCUCCAGCCAUCCCCUCCGCACCUCCACCCACGUCACGCUCCCAGUCACGCAACCCGCUGCAGGUAGACUCGGCGGGACACUGCUUCAUGGAGCACAUCUUCAAGAAGCCCACGUUCUGUGACGUCUGCAACCACAUGAUCGUAGGCACAACAGCCAAGCAUGUGGUGUUCCUGGCGGGAAACACGGCAAAGCAUGGCCUGCGCUGCAAAGCCUGCAAGAUGAGCCUACAUCACAAAUGUGAGAAUGGAGUGGGACAGCAGCGCUGCAUGGGAAAACUGCCAAAAGGCUUUCGACGGUACUACAGCUCUCCAUUACUGAUCCAGGAACAGUAUGGCUGCAUCAAAGAAGUAAUGCCCAUCGCCUGUGGCAACAAGGUGGACCCCGUGUAUGAGGCCUUGAGGUUUGGGACGUCGCUGGCACAAAAGGCCAAGAGGGCCAGUGGCUCUGAGUCUCCGCACAGAAACUCAACCAGUGACUUGGAUAAGGUUCCAGAGGAAGUUGUGGCUCACAGCAGUAGGCAGGAGCUGUCGAGAAAACACAGCGAUGAUGUUUUCACAAAUAUUGAGAACGGGACAGAUCAAUACUUCCAGCCAGAGAGAAAACCUGAUGAUUUGCUGUUUGAGCAGAGCCAACUACAGAAGGAGGUCCUUAAACUCAACACCUAUGUGGCCUUGUUCAGCUUCACUCCCCAAGACAGCCAUGACCUGGACAUGAGAGCUGGAGACAGAAUCUUGUUGGCUGAUGACUCCAAUGAUGACUGGUGGAAGGGGGUUAUUGAGGACAGGAUCGGUUUCUUCCCAGCAGCCUAUGCUCAUCAGCUGCGGGUUGAGGACCAAGUGUUCAGGUGUAACAGGACGUUCAUUGGCUGUAAAGAACAAGGCCAGAUCACCCUGAAGGAAGGACAGAUCUGUGUGAGCAGUGAGGGCGAAAACAGCGGCUUCAUCAGAGUGGCGAGUGGAAAGAAGAGAGGCUUCGUGCCCUGUGACGUUCUGGAAAUCAUCUGAUACAAACAGACGAAUGAAGAGAGAAAGAGAGGAAAGAAAGGAUUAGUCGUCUGGAAGUCAGAGGAGGAGGGAACUGAAUCUGCAAAAUGGCUACAAGAAACCAGUGAGGGAGUUCGCCUCAUCAGAAAUUUGGAGUCAGACCUGAAAGUGAUGAUGUUUUUUGUGGAUGAGAACUCCACAUGGUUGCAGGUCAGAGUGUCAGUACCUUCUUCACUCCCUUUAAGCACUUUUUUUGUUGGCAGAGACAUGAGAAUUCACUGGAUUUGAUUUAAUUUAUAGAGCCAAUGUGUGUGUUUCUUUUCCUCUUAGUUUUAUUCUGCUACAAACUUUUUUUUAAAGGAGAAUUGCCAUCUUGCUGUUUAAGCCAAAGAUAAGGAAACAGGCACUUAGUACAAUGAUUAUUUUUCAAGGUUUCAGCACAAACAAUGGCAUUCCUCCUACAAAUAGUUUAGUUUCUCAUGCUUUUACAUUAUGUUCAAAGACAAAGUUGAGCUUUUAAUGCAAAUGUCAUUCCAAUGGACUCCAAAAUGUCUGAUUAUUAUGGAUGACAAAGUCCUUUAAUGUCAGAAGAUGAUGAAAACUUUAGAUCAGAAUAAACAACAUAUACAAUUAAAUAAGAACAUUUACUUUCUUUGAAACCUCAAAUCUCCCUCAAAAUCCAUUUAAAAAAAGUAUAUAUAUCUAACUUCUACCGUAAAAAUACAGUCCUAAGACAGAUGUUAAAAAGGUUUGUGUUUCAGGUGAGAAACAGAACAUCAGAUGUAACAAAGAGAUCUGUGGGAGUGUUUUCAGAGGAGUUUGACACAAUCAAAGACUGCUGAGAAAUUCUCAGUGGUCUUCCAAAAAUAUUGGCCUCAUAUUCCACAGGAUUAUAAUAUUUAAUUGAAAGCAAUCAAGGAUUUAAUUAAAUGAUGAUGGUAAUAUAAUUUAUUUUAUCAUCAUUAGGAUCAGAAACAAAGAUAAUCAUUUAAAUCUAUGUUCCAGUGGACACAAAAUGUAACAUGUUGCAUUGUGUCCAAUCUAUUGAAUUAGAUGUAUCUUUAAAGCUUGUCUUUAACUUAAUUGUAUCUCUUUUCAGUUGUUAUUAUUUCAAAGAUUUUACAGCUUCAUUGCUAUAAAAGGGAACGAGACAUAAAGAAGGCUCUGUGAACACAUGACGGCGCCUGUAAGCCAAUGACACAUAUAAGAAAAGAAACAUUCAUAGUUUAGGUGUUGCCUUUAAUUGUGACCACUCUCAUGUGGUUUUCCUCUUUCUCAGCACAGACAGUUCUGAUCAGCACUUCUUGUUUAGAUUCCAGUUAAGUGCGUUUAUUGAAAGGUGUUGCAUCAUAGUAGAUAUAGUAUAUCUCAAAGGUUGUUCUGCACUGAAACUUGGCUUUAUUGAAUGUCCAAGAACUCCACAUUGUACAUACUGUACAUACAAGAUUAAAAUGUCUUCUUUAU